CCACAGGAAAAACUGCCAACCAUCUGUCUGUCGGGUUGGCCUGUGUAUUGUUCUGCAGCUCUUUAUAAAGACUUCAUUUUUUAAUCCUUGGGACAGUGAAAGACCACACAAAAGAAAAUGGACGAAAGAGAGGAAAAUCAAAGAGAGGCAGAAGAAAGGCAAAAUAGGUUGAGGCCUCAGCCUAACAUUCAAGGUCGGGAAUCAGGACAAAAAAGACAAGAAGACCUUUAUCUGGGCUUUCUGACAAAACAACAACUGAUAAUGAUAUCUGCGGCUGUUGGACUUGUUGUCCUGCUGAUCAUCAUUAUUGUUCCAGCUGUGGUGCUCACUAAAAAGUCAGCUGCUCUUCCCUCGUUUUCUACUGGUGGAGACAUGUUGGACUUCCUGAUUCAGUCGGGUGAAAUCAGCGAACCCGAUGGCCUGCCGGCUACCUGGUUUCACAGAGCCAAUAGCAAGGACGAAAUGAACAAAGCUCUCGCAAGUGGUGCUAUGAUCCUGGAGUCUGAUGUCACUCUGCAGGGUCAAGGAACACCUAGUCAGAAGCCAAUCCCUAUCAUGGCCCACCCUCCUGACAUCUACAGUGACAACACCCUGGACCAAUGGUUGGAUGCUGUGCUGGCCUCUAGAAAAGCCAUGAAGUUGGAUUUUAAGUAUCUGGAAGCCGUGGGUUUGUCACUGGACCUGCUUGGUCAAAAGAACAUAAGCAGAGGAAUAAACAGGCCUGUGUGGUUAAAUGCAGACAUCAUCCACGGUCCCAACGUACAUAACACCGUGCCCGUAAUCAAUGGAACCAGAUUUCUGCAGUUGAUUCAGGAGAAGUUUCCAGAUGUGACAUUGUCUCCUGGAUGGAAGGUACUCUAUCUUCCUCCAAUUUUCAUUAAAACCUACACCAAGCCCAUGAUGGACGACAUGUAUGAUAUGAUCAAAGAUGUUCCCCAAAUGGUGACAUUCCCAAUCCACGCCCUGUUGGUUCGCAGUGGCUGGCAGCACAUCAGCUGGCUCCUCAGCCAGUCACCACGGUUCAGUCUGACACUAUGGCAGGGUGACAUUCACCCAAACAUCUCUGACCUGCUGUUUGUCCGUGACAACACCCACCCUGCUAGAGUCUACUACGAUAUAUAUGAACCAACGCUGUCUGAAUUUAAACAGGCUGCAAGGAAGCAGGGCCAUCUGAGGAGAUUCUAUCCUGGAGGAGACCUGAUGGACUUCCUCUAUCCACUUCACAAGUCAGACACCAGCUUCAAGUCUGCAGUCUCACAACGCAACAGCCUGGCAGUCCAUUGGUUUACAGUCACUGACAGGACCUCCCUGUUGGUUCAGCUUUCAGAUCGUGCUGCUGGUAUGUUGGUGGUCCGGGUGGCUUCGGACAGCAACCAGCCUGGAGUCCCUCUGGUGGAAGGUUCUGGAAAGAGCUCAGAAGCCCUCACACUGCAGGACGUCCUGCAGCUGCUCGGGCAGAGAGCUGAUGUCCCCUUAGGUGUUUACCUGCGGAUUCACACUCAGCAGCUUCUGGAAGCUUCUCUCAAACUGCUGCACUCAGCCUACAGUAGGGAGGAGCUGUACAGGCCUGUCUGGAUCAGCAUGGAGGGCUUGCAGAGCACUGACAACACAAAGGAGUUUGUAUCUGCAGUAGAGAGGCUGUUCCCUUACGUCACCCUCGUCCUGACAGAGCAGAACUGGCAUCCUCUGAUUCCAGCGACAGUGACCUGCUUGUCUCAGCGAGUGGCUCUACAUCUGAACACAGCACCACUGGCAAAAGGACAGGAGGCACUUCACUCUUUAAUGAGAAUGAUGGACAGAUAUGACCUUAUAGUGGAGGGGGACCUAAAAAGGAGAGAUUUCGCUGUCUUCGCAGGGCUAAUGACCCAGCGUUCAAGCAAAGUAAACACAAACCUGUAUGUGAUAUCUGAUCAAUAAACUGAGGAUGGAUAUUAACAAUCCUUAAUCACUAUACUGCACUCAAAA
Molecule: messenger RNA, 1965 nt
Organism: Dicentrarchus labrax (European seabass)
Lineage: Eukaryota; Metazoa; Chordata; Actinopteri; Moronidae
Gene: fam151a
Product: family with sequence similarity 151 member A
Exons: 13
Coding region: 118-1917 (599 amino acids)
Source: RefSeq, a predicted model, not a curated record